CACGUCCACAUGUGGUGAAGACGACACCUCCAUCACCGUCCACUCCUUCUCGUCCGUUUCUGCGCGCAACAUGGUCACGGAACAGCAGCAGCCGGCGGUGGCGCGCGUGCAGGAUGUCAUCACCACCUUCCGCCCGUGUCGUCUUUUCAAGGCACCUCCGCCUGCUGUCUACACCUCCAUCGACUUCGACGAUAGCGGCGAGUUCCUGCUACUUUCGCGCUCCGACGACACCAUCCAGCUCUUUAACAUCAAGGCUGGCCAGCACGCCAAGGAGCUCAAGUCGCAGAAAUAUGGCAGCACGCUCGCCCGCUUCACCCACCACAGCACCUCCAUUAUCUACGCCUCCACCAAGCACAACGAUGACAUCCGCUAUCUGUCCAUGCACGACAACUCCUUCAUCCGCUACUUCAAGGGCCACACCGCCCGCGUGACCAGCCUGAACCUCAGCCCGAAUAACGAUCAGUUCAUGAGCGCAAGUAUGGACGGCACUGUGAAGCUGUGGGAUGCCCGCUCGCCCAACGCUCAAGGCCAGCUGGUAUUCGAAUCGCCGUGGUUUACCGCAUACGAUGCGAGCGCCUCUGUCAUCGCCAUCGCCUCGCCACCGGCUCAGACCAUUGCCCUGUACGAUCUGCGCAAUUACGAUAAGCCGCCGUUUGACACGUUCGAUCUGCGAGAUGUAGAGCAUCAAUUCCGGAGUCAAGGUCAAAAAGGCGGCGAGGGCUGGUUGGGCAUGGAGUUCUCCAACAACGGGAAGUACUUGAUGAUAUCCACGAAUGGGCCAGGACACUACAUCCUCGAUGCAUUCUCUGGCGAGUUGAUCCACUACCUUCAAAAACCAGGUGGAGCGGACUACAGUCAUCACGCUCCUGGUGCCGACCUCUCGACUGCGAUGUUUGGAGAAGGCAACACACCUUCAUACGUCCAGUCGAGUGCUUGCUUUUCACCAGACGGAAGAUACGUUGUCGGAGGAAACGGGAGGUCCGCCAAUCUGCUCGUUUGGGACUGCGCAGAGGAGCCCAGGCCCGACAAGGUAUUGGAGCCCUCCGCGGACCUGCCGAGCCAAAAGCCAGCCAAGGUGGUUGCAUAUAACCCGCGACACAACCUACUGGCCACUGCAGACAAGGACAUGAUGAUGUGGUUACCUGAUCCUGACGCGUAACUACGGUGCGACUCCAAUUAGCUUUGUUUCGAUUGUGCGUUCGAGCGUGGCGCUACGGAGUUUAAAUAACAGGCGAGACGCCUCAUGGACUAUCCAAGCAUCGCAUGCCAGAGGGCAACAGUAAUGCGAACGUUCCAGAAGAGACCACUUCGCGCCGAGAAAGAUAUGCGAAUCGUAUGGCAGGUACGGCAUUCACAUACUCAGACUCGCGACGCAGUCCCACCUUUGAGAAGACCUCCAAUCCACACAG
Cercospora beticola is the source of this 1409-nucleotide messenger RNA. Its product is annotated as WD40 repeat domain-containing protein. The record is from RefSeq and is a predicted model, not a curated record. NCBI's taxonomy places the organism in Eukaryota, Fungi, Ascomycota, Dothideomycetes, Mycosphaerellales, Mycosphaerellaceae. Gene Ontology annotation, cellular component: Set1C/COMPASS complex. Gene Ontology annotation, molecular function: chromatin binding; protein binding.